CUCUGAGUGGGUGGAAUCUCCCCUGACCCCCACCCCCAGGCUGCCUGAACAAAGCCUUUUCCAGCCUGAAGUUUUGUCCCAGUCAUACCACAGCCAAGUAAACAGCCACCUGCUUGCCACCUGGGGAGUUCAGCAGUGAUCUGGCCUGUAUCUUGGCAUCCAGAAAAAGCAGAAGGUUCCUUACUGAAAGCAGAGUCAAGGAUACAGACACCACAUCUGCUUCAGCCAGCCAUCUCCCGUGAGGAGCCGACAGCCUGUGCCAGGACCCACCAGCAGUCCUUGGCCCCCAGCAGAAUGUCCAAGCCGGAUUUGAGUCAUUCUGUGUCUCCCUCUUCCUCACGGCCUAGUGUCACAGCAAAACUCAUCAAUGGAGGUGUGGCCGGGCUUGUUGGGGUGACCUGUGUGUUCCCCAUCGACUUGGCCAAGACUCGGCUGCAGAACCAGCAUGGAAAAGACAUCUACAAAGGAAUGAUAGACUGCCUGAUGAAAACUGCUAGGGCAGAAGGCUUCUUGGGCAUGUACCGAGGAGCUGCAGUGAACUUAACCUUGGUCACUCCAGAGAAGGCCAUCAAGCUGGCAGCCAAUGACUUCUUCCGGCAGCUGCUAAUGGAGGAUGGGAUGCAGCGGAAUCUGAAGAUGGAGAUGCUAGCUGGAUGUGGAGCUGGAAUAUGCCAGGUGGUGGUUACCUGUCCCAUGGAAAUGCUCAAGAUUCAGCUGCAGGAUGCUGGGCGCUUGGCAGUUCGUCAGGGCUCGACCUCAGCACAUUCCUCCUCCAGGUCCUACACUACGGGUUCAGCUUCCGCCCACAAGCGCCCGUCUGCCAGCCUGAUCGCCUGGGAGCUACUCCGCACCCAGGGCCUGGCCGGUCUCUACAAGGGCCUGGGCGCCACUCUCCUCAGAGACAUCCCCUUCUCCAUCAUCUACUUCCCACUGUUUGCCAACCUUAACAACCUCGGGGUCACCGAGAGCACGGGGAAGGCUUCCUUCGCUCAUUCCUUCAUGUCAGGCUGCGCUGCGGGUUCCGUAGCAGCUGUCGCAGUAACACCUCUGGAUGUUUUGAAAACUCGAAUCCAAACCCUCAAAAAAGGCCUGGGUGAGGACAGCUACAGUGGGAUCACCGACUGUGCCAGGAAACUCUGGAUUCAGGAGGGACCAUCUGCCCUCAUGAAGGGAGCAGGCUGCCGGGCCCUUGUCAUAGCCCCCCUCUUUGGGAUUGCCCAAGGGGUCUACUUUGUUGGUAUUGGGGAGCGGAUCUUAAAGUGUUGCGAGUAGAGAUAGCUGGAGCCCAAGUCCCCUGCCAUCUCUCUAGCCCAUUCGACUUAGACUAGAGGGGAACGAGCAAGGUGGCCCAUCCAGGUUGUAUUUUGUUCUCUAACUUGUAGUGCUACCUCAAUAUCAGAAGAAACACUCUUACUCUAAUAAGCAAGUUAGGUAUGGUCCCAUUCUCCCUUCCUAUCUUCGUUCAUUCUCUUUGGGGCUGCAGCUACCGGGGAGCUUCAGAAGCCCCUAACCACCUCCUUUUCAACAACAGAAACAGUACAUGCUUGGGUUGGAUUAACUGCAGGCCCUUAACACAGUAAAGAUUGAAGGGUCAUUUCUACA
Messenger RNA from Neomonachus schauinslandi (Hawaiian monk seal), 1602 nucleotides. It is a transcript of the gene SLC25A18, whose product is annotated as solute carrier family 25 member 18. Gene Ontology annotation, biological process: aspartate transmembrane transport; malate-aspartate shuttle; L-glutamate transmembrane transport. NCBI's taxonomy places the organism in Eukaryota, Metazoa, Chordata, Mammalia, Carnivora, Phocidae. The coding region runs from base 295 to 1272 and encodes 325 amino acids. The transcript has 11 exons. Gene Ontology annotation, molecular function: L-glutamate transmembrane transporter activity; L-aspartate transmembrane transporter activity. The record is from RefSeq and is a predicted model, not a curated record.